Molecule: messenger RNA, 2949 nt
Organism: Ostrea edulis (European flat oyster)
Lineage: Eukaryota; Metazoa; Mollusca; Bivalvia; Ostreida; Ostreidae
Product: cilia- and flagella-associated protein 410-like
Exons: 6
Coding region: 586-1335 (249 amino acids)
Biological process (GO): mRNA splicing, via spliceosome
Cellular component (GO): U4/U6 x U5 tri-snRNP complex
Molecular function (GO): protein binding
Source: RefSeq, a predicted model, not a curated record
AUCAUGGUAGACGUCUUCCAUGUGUCGCUCAUACUCCAUGUUAAGGACUUUACGGAAUUGUCGUAAUUUCAUGUUCGAAUCGUGGAUCAUCCCCCUUGGUCUCCCUUCUGCAAUCCAUAUUCGGCGUAGUCUGCGCUCAUUAGAGUGAAGAGUUUUUACCUCUUUGGUCCGGCCUGGACGUGUAUGAGGGUUGAAGCCGGAGUGUGGUAUUGUAUUUUUGGCAGAGUCUAGAAGAAUACAGACUAAAUCAUUGGAGAAUACUUUGAUAUCAGACACAGACUGGAGAUUACGCAUAUUUAGUCUUCGGUAACUUGGUCCAGGCGAGUCUUGUAAUUCGCAAUAGCAUCAGAAGUUGCUUAUAUCAUGAAUGCUGGUAAUUGUGUAUUACACAAGAGCAACGAAUGUAAAAAUGACAAGAAAUAAGAACUAAUUCUUUAGCGUUGCCUUUUGAUCCAUCUUCAGUGUAUCCCCGUGUCCAUUCCUUUCGCGUUUCGGUAUUGUUAGACCGUGACGAGUUUACCAGUGUGAGGCCACAGGGGCUAAGCCUUGGGAUCAGAAAUCAGUGAUAUUAGUGUUGUCAGAAGUAUGCCAAAUUUAGAAGUCUGUAGUGUGAGUGUAAAUAGCAUAUCAACACUGGCAGAUUUUGCACAAUGUAAGCAGCUAACGGAACUGUACAUUAGAAAAAACAAAAUAGAGAACCUGUCCGAGAUAUUUUACCUGAAGAACUUGUCUCGCCUGAGGAACCUGUGGCUAGCAGACAAUCCCUGUGCGGAAAGGAAAAAUUACAGGGCAACAGUUUUACGCACACUUCCAAAUCUUCAGAAACUGGACAAUGUUGCUGUGUCAGAUGAAGACAGAACAGAAGCAGAUGAUAGUGGAGAAAUUUUAACUCCUCCUGAAAAUUUGGAACAGGUGUUAAAUGGGGAGGAUCAGGGUCCCACAGAAAAUGGAGAAGAGGAAGGGGUCGAAAGUGAAACAAAUGAUGAAUCUCCAAAAGAAGAAAAAUCCCCACACACUGACAAACCGACAGAUAUCAGUGCAGCCAGCAAUAUAGCAGAUAUCAAACCUAAGCCAUCGCCAGUCAGGCCCAAACAGUCAUUGCUGGAUCCCGUCACUUUAAACUGGGAGGAAACAAAUAAAAUCAGAGAAGAAUUAGGAUUAAAGCCCCUGCCUUUUGAGAAAAUCACAACAUCCAAACCCAUUCGGAAAUCAGCAGAAAAAUCUAGGAAUGCCCAUGUAUUGCAAGCUGUUUUGAUUCUCAUUCGUGAACUGGAUAAAGACAGUUUAGAAAUAGUGAACAGUGCCACACAGAAAAUGUUACACUCGGACACAUAGUGUGUGAUAAGUCACUUCUGCUGAAAACUUUAUUCUAUAGGUGGACCACUUUAUUAGUUUGAAAAUAUUUAAUGGUGAAACCUGUUGUUAAAAGAAAUAUUUGAUACGCAUUAGAAGAUUUGAAGUUCUCAUAUGAUUAUAACCUUUGAAAUGGGUUUCAUACUUAAGCAGUUUGAAUACUGUAGAUUCCUUAUUUUAUGUGAGUACUUGAUAUGAUUAAAUGACUCGUAUACGUCAAAUCGCGUGAACCUGAAUUCCCAUGUGAUCUGUUAAUCAAGUGUUCUUACAUGUAUUUUAAUGACCAAAAAAAUAAAAGCAAAUAAUUUCAUUUCACAGAGUGAUGUCUCUGGCAAAAUUAUGCGAUAAUAAAUUCCUUGCGUAUAAAUGAACUGUAUAGUAAAGGGAAAUGUGUACAUGAAACUCUGAAAUUUCUAUGGGUGCUUUAGCAGAAUCAUUACACAGAUAUUCGGGAGUGGGUGGGUACAGGAAACUGUUAUUGCUCCGGGUGCUUUACUGGAAUCAUUAUACAGGUAUACAGUUGUUAUUUUAUUAUGGAAGAUCCUAUUCAUGUGUGUAAUUGACAUGUACGUCACACUGCAAUACUGUGCAUUUACUGCGCUUUGUGUUCCCAAUCUGUGUAUACAGAUUGGAUUCUAAGAAGUUCAUUCAGAUAAACAUUCCAGAGUAUCUAUAUCUGUAAAUCAUUGCUAGUUCACAUUGGGAAGAGAAAACAAAGCACAUAAGUAUAUAUACAGAAUGACUUGCCAUAAUGAAUGAUGUUGUGAGAGAUUGUGUGAUACAUGGACUGGUGUUUAUACAAUUUGUACUUGAAAAAUCUACUUUAUUUGUAAGCGUUGACAUGCUAUAUAUGGAAUGAAAUCAAAUUUUUUUAGUUUUGUACAUGCAAAUUUUUAUAGGUAUGUAUAUGCAAUUGUCUUUUACUGUAGUAAGGAGGUAUUUUGUAAUGUUUCUUGUUACAAAAGCACACAGUGUAUUUCUUCAAUGUCUGGAUUGUAGCAAACAUCGAGAAUGAAUUAUUGCUUAUAAUGAGGUGAUUUUCAUUCCCACCCCCCCACCCCCCACCCCUCCACAUGUGAUAGGAGGAAAUAAUGAAUGAUUCACCAAUUAUGUUUCCAAUGUCAGAAGUGAAAUUUGCAUUACUAUGAUCGUGUUUUUACUGUAUUUAAUUGGACCAGUAUAUUGAUAAAUAAUACACAUUUUAAAGAAGUUUACCCUGUGUGAUGAGAUAUAUGUUUUGAUUGGUGUGAAUAUGCUGCAACACAGCCGACAUUAAUACUUCAUGUUUUUAUCUAUCUAUUCUGAGCUGUUGAUACAUCUGUAAUUCUAAAUAUCAAAUUAAUCACAACUGUAAAAUAAGUAUGGGUCUGGACAGUGUAUUGUAUGUUGUAUAGACAACAGUUUCGUGUUGUGUAUUAUACUGUGUAGCUUUCUAGUUCAGCAAAAUAUGUGCUCAGUAUUUGGUCAUGAUUUUAUUUCCGUCCACAUUGUUUUCUUCAUUUUUUUCUCACUCAUAUGUUCUUAGUUAUGCACAUGAAUUAUUGCGUGUAAUUGAUCAUAUAUAUUAUGCUCUAAAAAUAAACAUUAAAUAAAGUU